AUGCAUACAGCCCUAGUUGCCGGUUGGGCUGGCUCGAUGGCUCUGUAUGAAUUAUCCGUUUUUGAUCCUUCUGACCCUGUUCUUGAUCCAAUGUGGAGACAGGGUAUGUUCGUUAUACCCUUCAUGACUCGUUUAGAAAUAACGAAUUCGUGGGGAGGUUGGAAUAUUACAGGAGGGACUGUAAUGAAUCCGGGAAUUUGGAGUUAUGAAGGUGUAGCUGGGGCACAUAUUGUGUUUUCUGGCUUAUGCUUUUUGGCAGCUAUUUGGCAUUGGGUCUAUUGGGAUCUAGAAAUAUUUUGUGAUGAACGUACAGGAAAACCUUCUUUGGAUUUGCCCAAGAUCUUUGGAAUUCAUUUAUUCCUCUCUGGGGUGGCUUGCUUUGGUUUUGGUGCAUUUCAUGUAACAGGCCUGUACGGUCCUGGAAUAUGGGUGUCCGAUCCUUAUGGACUAACGGGAAAAGUACAACCCGUAAGUCCAUCGUGGGGCGUGGAAGGUUUUGAUCCUUUUGUUCCGGGAGGAAUAGCUUCUCAUCAUAUUGCAGCAGACGUUGAUGGAAUUGUUAGAGCUGAUGUUCCCUUUAGAAGGGCAGAAUCAAAGUAUAGGGUUGAGCAAGUAGGUGUAACUGUUGAGUUCUACGGCGGCGAACUCAAUGGAGUCAGUUAUAGUGAUAUUGCUACUGUAAAAAAAUAUGCUAGACGCGCUCAAUUAGGUGAAAUUUUUGAAUUAGAUCGUGCGACUUUGAAAUCGGAUGGUGUUUUUCGUAGCAGCCCAAGGGGUUGGUUUACUUUUGGACAUGCUUCGUUUGCUUUGCUCUUCUUCUUCGGACACAUUUGGCAUGGUGCUAGAACCUUGUUCAGAGAUGUUUUUGCUGGUAUUGACCCAGAUUUGGAUGCUCAAGUAGAGUUUGGAGCAUUCCAAAAACUUGGGGAUCUAACUACAAGAAGACAUCCAGUCUGA
Molecule: messenger RNA, 957 nt
Organism: Striga hermonthica
Lineage: Eukaryota; Viridiplantae; Streptophyta; Magnoliopsida; Lamiales; Orobanchaceae
Source: the annotation of a GenBank genome assembly